GUUUCCGACUCGAGCCGGAUCGUGGUGCCGGACUCGACGGGCUACAUUGUCCUUUCCUACCUGAUGAAUCGACGCUGGUUGGAUCCGUGAAGGUCUUAGGCGGCCUGGUCCUGUGCUUGGCAGCAGCACUUUGCACGUGGCUACACCUCUCGAGAUCCACAGAGACGCCACCUCCGCCCCACUUCGUGGUCCUGACGAGCAAGUAUCAACCGCAGUACGCGCUCUUCGAGACGGAACGCCUCCUCAGGAAGACACUCAUCGCACUGAUCGGGGCGGUGCUGCCCAUAGCAGCUUCACCUGCUCUCCAGAUGGGAUGUUUAGGAGUUGUGGUCGUCAGUUCCCUGAUCCUCUACGUCUUCUGCCAGCCGUACCACACCCAGAGUUGGAACAGGAGUGAGAUCAGCCUCCUCUGCGUCGCAAACUACAUGAUUCUGAUUGUGUCGGCUUU
Messenger RNA from Symbiodinium pilosum, 448 nucleotides. The record is from the annotation of a GenBank genome assembly. Lineage: Eukaryota; Dinophyceae; Suessiales; Symbiodiniaceae.